Molecule: messenger RNA, 7665 nt
Organism: Anas platyrhynchos (mallard)
Lineage: Eukaryota; Metazoa; Chordata; Aves; Anseriformes; Anatidae
Source: RefSeq, a predicted model, not a curated record
AUGAAUGUCGGGGCCGUGGUGGGAACGUCCAUCUCUCAGUACCUGCUGGAGAAGUCUCGUGUGGUAUUUCAGGCCCACGGUGAGAGGAACUACCAUGUUUUUUAUGAGCUACUGGCUGGGCUGCCUGCGGAGCAGAAAGAGGAGUUGUACUUGCAAGAGGCAGAGUCUUACUUUUACCUGAAUCAGGGCAGAGCAUGUGACAUCGUGGGGAAGGAGGACAGUGAGGACUUUCUGGUCUUGGUGCAAGCUCUGGAGGGAAUCAGCCUCUCAGACGAUCAGCUGACCUCCACCUGGACGGUGCUGGCUGCCAUUCUGCAGCUGGGGAAUAUCUGCUUUACCUCCUACGAGAAAGAAUUCUUUGAGCAUGCAGCUAUCGCCAGUGAUACCGAGAUUCAGAUUGUGGCCAAUUUGUUGCGUGUCUCCGCAGAUUUCCUACAAAGUGCUGUGACUCACCGUGUCACGGUGACAUGUUAUGAUCGGAUCUUCACACCUCUGUCUGUAGAAGGAGCCAUUGAAGCCAGGGACUCCAUUGCCAAGACUCUGUAUUACCUGCUCUUUGAGUGGCUGCUGCUGAGAAUCAAUGAGUGGUUGGCUCCCUGGGAAUCGGACUGUGCCGUAGGCAUUGUGGACAUCCAUGGUUUUGAGGAUCUAGGUGUGAACAGCUUAGAGCAGCUCUGCAUCAAUUUUGCCAAUGAGCGUCUCCAGCAUUUUUUCAGCCAGACUGUCAUUGCCCAGGAAGAGGAGGAAUAUAGCCAAGAGCAGUUAGUUUGGAUUCCUGUCUCCAAGAUGUACGAUGAGUCAUGCCUAGAUGUCAUUGCUGCAAAACCCCAUGGCAUCUUGUGUAUCCUAGAUGACCAAACUUCACUUACUCAGGCCACUGACCACACUUUCCUCCAGAAGUGUCAUUACCAUCAUGGAAACAGCCCUUGGUACACCAAGCCCAAGCUGCCUUUGCCAGUCUUCACCGUGAAGCACUAUGCAGGCCCCGUCACCUAUCGGGUCCACAAGUUUCUUAAUAAGAACCGUGACCAGCUGCGUCUAGAGGUGCUGGAUAUCUUCUCCCAGAGCCGCCUCAAGGUGGUGUCUCACAUUUUCCAGAAGGCUAAAGCUACCUACAGUCAACAAAGGGAUCUGGGGGCCAGGGGCAAAGGACUUAAGCCCCGGGCCUCUACACUGGUGUCCAAAUUCCAGGAGUCUUUGCAGGACCUCACAGCCAAGCUGAGAAGGAGUCAUACCUUCUUCAUUCGGUGCAUCACUCCUAAUCCUAAAAAGUUGUCAAAUAUCUUUGAUGUGGAGUAUGUCACUUGUCAGCUGCGGCAUUCUGGGAUACUGGAGGCCAUCCACAUUAAAAAGGAGGGAUAUCCAGUCCGUCUUCCAUUCCAGAACUUCCUAGCCAGGUAUGGCCUCCUGGCUGGGCAAGGGCACAGCUGCUUGGAGAAGAGAGAAGUCUGUGUGGCUGUGCUGUCUCGUGUGGUGGGGAGCCCCUCAGAUCUUUAUCAGAUUGGAGUCACAAAGGUCUUUCUGAAGGAGAAGGCCUGGCAGCUGCUGGAGAGACGAUGGAACCAGAGGCAGAGCUGGGCCAUUGUUACCCUCCAAAGGAAUUUCCGAUGCCUUCUCCACCGCAGGCGCUUCCGUGUCCUCCAGGAGAAAGUCACAAUCAUCCAGGCUCACUUCCGAGGUUAUCAGGCAAGGAAGCGGUACAGGAGGCUGAAGAAGACUUUGGUGCAGUUUAAUACCAUGGUUUUAAUCUCUAGACAUUUCAUUCAAAGGAGGAAGCACUGCCAGCAGCAAGAGUUAGAGGAAGGAAAGCAGAGGAGGAGAUCCCUGGCCAGUGGUGACAGGGAGAACGGUCUCAGCCAAGGAAUGGAUGUUGGACUUCUGGAGAUCCCUGCAGAGCUUGCUGCUCUGCUACAGGUAGCUGAAGGUCAAUAUAGAGCACAGGCCAACCAGAUAACUGAGGCAUUACCUCCAGAAGUCAAGAUCAAAGAUGACCUCUCCCUCCCAUCCACCAUUAACAGCUACCCUUUCUCCUCCUUCAUUAAGUCACACUUCCAGAAUACAGACUUCCCUGCCCCUGGCCAUCCCCUGCAUUACCCUUUAACCCGUUUGGAAGCUGAAUACCAGGAGAGUGCACUUGAGAUCAACAAACUGAUUUUACGGUUCAUUGGUGACCAGAACCUUGACGGCUGGCAGGAAGUACUUCUGGGCAACUACAUUGCUAGGAAAGGUUUGGAUAACGUGGCUCUGCGCAAUGAAAUCUUCAGUCAAGUGGUCACCCAGACAUGGAAGAACCCAGAUGUGGAGCACAGCCAGCGAGCCUGGGUCCUGAUGGCGACUUUACUGAGCUCCUUUGUCCCUUCACCAGCACUGGAGAAGCCGUUGCUGAAAUUUGUGUCAGAUCAUGGCAUGGAUGGCUUCAAUGCUGUUUGCCAGCGUAAGAUCUUGACAGCAGCACAGCACACAGACACUGCAUUCUCCCGAGCCUAUCCUCCCACUCAGCUGGAGUGGACUGCAAACCAGAGGAAAGGGAAGAUGGUGCUGGAUGUUCAUACCUUUAAUGAGGAGAAGUUCUCAGCUGAGGUGGAGUCCUGGAUGACCGGAGAGCAGUUUGCAGGCUGUCUCCUAAGUGCAAGGGGCUGUGAUAAGAAGUCUCGAGGCUGGUCUAUCUCCAUGUUUACUGGCAACAUGUGGCAGGACUUGCUGGGCUGUGACUUUGUGCUGGACCUCAUCGGAGAGAUGGAAGAUGUCAGCAACCCCAGCAGCACCUCUCAGUCUUCAGGUGGAUACCCGAUCACACCUGAAAGGGACAGAAACUUCUUCCUGAACUCUGCCAUGGAUUCGAUUCCCCCUGCCCCAGGUAUCCAGGCCCCUACCUUUCCACCACCAAGCCUGCCUCCGGAGUUCAGCAAUGCCCAUCGAGAUUCAAGAUUCAGAGAUGGCCGGGGGGAACCCGUAGGCUUGGAUCACUAUGUGGAUGACCUCUUCAGCACUGUACUGCAUCAAGGCCCCAGAGUUCCAGAUUUGGAGAACAGGGAGAGUCUGACUGGACGCAUGAAGGGAGGUGGGAAGAUUGGACCCACACAGAGAGGAAUGUUUCCUUCUACAGGCUUCCCCGGAAUGAUGCAAACACCAGCUUACCAGCCCAUGCCUUCGAUGAUGGGGAUGCCAGCUGCCAUGCCCAUGAUGCCAGGGGCAGGUGGGAUUGCACCUAUGCCAGCCAUGGUUAUGCCCCAGCCUGUGAUGCCAGCUGUAGAUCCCAAUCAGUUAGCAGCACAACAGCAAGCCUUUAUCAACCAACAAGCCAUGCUCAUGGCCCAGCAGAUGACCCUUCAAGCCAUGACCCUUUCUCAGCAACAGCAGCAGCAGCAGCAGCAGCAACAGCAGCGGCGGCAACAGUCUUAUGAGAGCUCGAGGCCAAGAGCCUCAAGUCCACCACGAGCCCAGGCCCCAGCCACUCUCCCCAAACCCAAGUCACCUCCCAGCAGCCAGAGUGCUACACCACCACCACCAGCACCAAAGGCUCCAGAACCACCAGCUCAGGCAGAAGUGGUUGAUGACUACGCAGAAGACCAGUACUCUGACAGUGAAGAUGAUGACAAUCCUCGUGAAACUUUCCAGCAGAAGCGAGCAUAUUUUCAGAAGAUGGGAGAGCAAAAGAUCCUAGUGAAGAAAGUCAGGCCACCUUCCAAAGUCUGGACCCCUCCAGCAAAUCCUCAGCCAAAGCACGAGGAGAAGGAAGAGGAGGAGAAGAAGAAUACGGAGGAGAAGCCCAGCCCUAAACCAGAGGCAGCUCCUGCUCCCCCUUUGCCACCUCCUGAGCCAAAGCCAAAAAAGCAGACGCCAAAACCAAAGAAGGAGCCACCAGUAGUGAAACCUUCGGGCCCUGCAUCACGACCUGAACCAAGCCGAGAGAUCCGCAACAUCAUCAAAAUGUACCAGAGCAGGCCUGCCCCCGAGCCCCAGCCCAUCGAGCCCAUCAGGAAAGUGUCCAAGCCAUUUAUGAAGAGGAAUGACCCCAAAGAUGAGGCUCUGGCCAAGCUAGGGAUGGUGAAUCCCAAUUCUCCCAAAUCACCUCCCCCUGUACCGCAAGAGAAGAGUCCCAAAGGGCCACCUCCACCUCCCAAGCCCAAGCCAGGUUCAGCUUCUAGCUCUAUCAAGGAGAAACAGUUGCCUCUCCUGUCCAUCUUCAGCCAGCCACCAAGUACCCCACCAGAUCCCCAGACCCCUCUUUCUCCCCCUAUUCCCCCACCUUUGCCCACAUCUCUCCUGCCUGGGAACCAAGACUCACAGGAAUUCACAGCAAAGGGCUCUUCAAUAGAAGAUGAUGGUAUCAAGACCCAGCUGUAUAAAUUAACUGCCAGUGUCAGCUUUUCCUAUGCCAACCCUGCCUGGAAAAUCUUUCUGCGCAAAGAGGUGUUCUACCCCAAAGAAAACUUCAGUCACCCUUAUUGUCUGAACUUGCUGUGUGAACAGAUCAUGCGUGACACCUUCUCUAACUCCUGCCUUCGGAUCUCCAGAGAGGAGAAGCGCAAGAUGAAAGACCUGCUGACGGAAUUUCGAGUUGGCAAUGAUGUCCAGUCCAUUCAGGAGGAUGGGAUAAAGAAGAGGAUUGUACUGGCUGCUCGGGAUAACUGGGCUAACUAUUUCUCCCGCCUUUUCCCAGUUCACGGUGAAAAUGGAAGUGAUGUCCAGAUCCUGGGUGUUUCUCACCGCGGCCUGCGGCUGCUGAAAGUAGUGAAAGCAUCUGGCUAUACUCCUGAGCACCUGAAGAUCCUUUGCAGCUACAGCUUUGCAGAUGUGCUGUCAGUGGAGCUGAAGGGCAGCAGUGCCCUGGAGUUCUCUCUGAAGACAGAACAGCUCUUUCUGCACUCUCGGAAAGCUCCAUGCAUCAAGGCCAUGGUGGAAACCUUCAUCCAGGAGCUGAGACAGGACACCAACUAUGUCGUUGCUCUGCGCAGCUAUGUCACGGAUGAUAAGAGCCUCCUUAGCUUCAAGAAGGGUGACCUCAUCCAGCUCCUGCCCAUGCAAGGCCUGGAGCCAGGCUGGCAGUUUGGCUCCACUGGUGGCCGCUCUGGUAUUUUCCCCACCAACCUGGUACAGUUGGCUGCAGCCCCUGAUUACCUCAGCACCAGCAUGGACAGAGCUGGAGGGCUGCGGAAGAGCAUGAAAGCUUCGGAGGGCAGGAACACUAGCAGGGAGGGCUCUGUUCCCAGCCUGAUAUCAGAUAACAGCAGCCUCAUGUCAGUCCCUGCUGGUGAUCAUUACACCAUGAUGGAUUUUGCCGCAGCCCACUUCCGAGAGGCUCAGUCCAUGUUGGGAUCGAAGGGGAUGCCUGCUGAAAACAAGAGUAUAGCUGACCUCGUCCACCACACCAAGGUCCCAAUCCAGGCAUCCUUGCUCCAGUACUCUGAUAUUGAACUGAACGAACUUGCUACGAAAAACUUCCUAACUCUGAUGCGGUUCAUGGGAGAUCAGCCAAAACUCAAGAACCAGAAUGACAUUCAGUGUGUCCUUGAAAUCCUUCAGCUGUGCAAGGAGAAGGAGAAUUUGCAUGAUGAAGUUUACUGCCAGGUCAUCAAACAGGUCACUCUCAACCACAAAGAGGAGGGUGUGCUGCGUGGUUGGCUGCUCCUCAACCUGCUCACCGGGUACUUCCUCCCUUCCAAAAUCCUGAUGCCCUACGCCACCAAGUUCCUGCAGCAAGCUAGCAGUGAUCCAUCCAGCACUCACCAUGAUGUAGCCAAGAUCUGUCAGAGCAACCUGCGGAAAAAUUUCAUGUAUGGGGGUCGUCGCCACCUUCCUUUCCCGGUGGAGUUAGAGGCGUUGCUGAAAGGACGUAGUGCCCGCCGGCUGGAGAUAUCGAUGCCUGGAGGAGUGGAAUACGUUGCCCGAAUCAGGACAUUCACGGUGGUCAAGGAGAUCAUGCAGGAGAUCUGUGAGCAGUUGGGGGCGGGCGAGCCAGAAGAGAUGCAGGAAUUUGCUCUUUUUGCCAUCAGGAGUGCCAACAAUAAUAAUGGUAAAAUGGUGAGGCCGAUGAGAACAGAGGAAUAUCUUCAUGAUUAUUUGCUGGAGGAUGCGUUGGUGACUGUGAGUUUACGCAGACUCACCUGGAAGACACCUCUGCACUUUGAGAACAAAAUUUAUACUGAUGUCCAUUAUGGACAGGUGCUGUGGGAUUACCUGAAUGGGAAGAUGCUGCUGAGCUAUAAUCAAGAAGUGGAGAUGCAGGUGGCCAUUUUGCUUCUGUUCCAGCACUGGGCCAAAACAGAGCAGGAGAGUUCUGUUCCCCCCAGGGAAGAGCUGAAGGAGUACAUACCAAUGCCUUUGCAGUCCCAAAUCAAUCCCCAGACUCUGCAGAACCAUCUCGGGAUGCUGCUGAGAACCAGGCAGCCACUCCAACCACUGGAUGCAAAAAUCCAGUUCAUAGAGCACGCGAUGAAAUUGCCCUUCUUUGGCUACAACUUCUACUUUGUAGAGAGAGUGAGCGACAGCACAAUUCCUGUGCCCUGCUAUUUUGGUGUGAACAAUGAACAGAUCAUUGUGGUGGAUAACAUCACCCAGGCAGUCUCCCACGUCAUCCCACUGAAUGAGCUGCAGAAGAUGCGAACCCUGCGGCCCACCUCUGAUGGUGGGCUCCCCGGCAUAGAAAUGAACUAUGGCUCCGCUGCCAGUCCCAAGUCUCUGUGGCUUGAACUGCCACAGGCUAAAGAAAUGUAUCACACGGUCGUUGUCAUCCUGGAUAAAACAGGUUUUCAUCCCUAAAGCCUAAGGAGAUGAAUGACCAAGCAAGACAGUACCAGUUUCCUUUGAGCUUGUUCAGUGCUCCCUGCCUGUCCCCUGGAGAGGUCUGUCCCAGAAACAUCCGUGAUCUCAGACAGCUGCUUUCUAAGACUGCCACCACCGUGAUGGUGUGCUUGUUAAUGGACUGGGCUGUAAUCUCACCCCUUGUGACCUGCUGUUCAGUCACCAAAUCCUUUUCCUUGAAGCAAUGCUUGCACUGGUUGAACAACCCACACCCUUUCCACUCCAUUGCUUCUUCAUUGCCUGAUCCAGCACAGAGCAGCUGAACAGAUGCAAGCAACUGCCUUCAAGCUACGCACUGUGGGACUAUUUUUCUCUUUAAAUUGAGGCUCAUAAGUAAAGACUGAUGAUACUUGCUAGCGAUUCGUGUAUCAGAAAGCAAAGCCAGGGCUAUGAAAUGACUGCACUGGUUGCUGCCAUCUUCCAUAGACCAGCUUCUUCUCUCAAUUGAUACGCAAGAAGCCCCAUAGCAGGGUUUGUGAAGCAGGAGCUUGUAGACAGCAUCUUAAUUGCAAAGCAGAUCAGUGUUAAUAUACAAUUGCUACAUCCGCUAGGGCACAGAUUGAGCUGCAAUGGUAAGAAUGUUUAUUGUUAAUUAAUUUCUUACUGAUGUAUGCGUAUACUUAUUCUUCCUUCUGCUAUAAAGAAGUCAAUCAUGUCCAUGAAGCUGUCAUACUUACAUCAUGGUUCCAUGCCCAUGGAGAAAGUGUAUUCAAGGGGAACUGGUAUGACAGUAUAGGAGAGUGUCUCAAAUUGUAUAAAAAUACUUAAUUUAUUUUUAUUGCUACAGCUAGCCUACUGAACUAAAAGGUUUAUUACAGGAGACUGUAAUAAAAUAAUUGCAUAGUGGCUAUUUUGAAGCUA